Molecule: messenger RNA, 2089 nt
Organism: Equus quagga
Lineage: Eukaryota; Metazoa; Chordata; Mammalia; Perissodactyla; Equidae
Product: solute carrier family 23 member 1-like
Exons: 12
Coding region: 103-1941 (612 amino acids)
Biological process (GO): transmembrane transport
Cellular component (GO): membrane
Molecular function (GO): transmembrane transporter activity
Source: RefSeq, a predicted model, not a curated record
GCGGGCAUUGAGAAGUUAAUCUUUCUCUAUUGGAGCAGCUUCCCUUUUUUUUCACCCUGGGAGGACGCCAACAGGAGUCCUCCAGUUGCCGUGAAGUCUGCCAUGACCAGCUGUGAGCACCCCGACUUCCUGCAGCAGGAUGAUAACAUGUUCAGCUGCCAAGUUGAUGGCCGAGGCAAGAAGAAGGAUGGUCAGCCCGGGAGUCCCAGCAGCAGCCACCUGGCCUAUGGCAUCUUGGAUGUCCCACCAUGGUAUCUCUGCAUCCUCUUGGGGAUCCAGCACUUCCUUACAGCCCUGGGGGGGCUCGUGGCAGUGCCGCUCAUUCUGGCCAAGGAACUGUGUCUGCAGCAUGACCCCCUGACCCAGAGCUACCUCAUCAGCACCAUCUUCUUUGCCUCUGGCAUCUGUACUCUCCUGCAAGUCUUUUUCGGAGUCAGGCUGCCCAUUCUCCAGGGAGGUACAUUUGGUUUUGUGGCACCCUCCCUGGCCAUGCUGUCCCUUCCUGCCUGGAAAUGCCCCGAGUGGACACUCAAUGCCAGCCAGGUAAACACCAGCUCUCCUGAAUUCAUCGAGGAAUGGCAGAAGAGGAUCCGAGAGUUGCAGGGUGCCAUCAUGGUCGCUUCCUGUGUCCAGAUUCUAGUGGGCUUCUCAGGCCUCAUUGGCUUUCUCAUGCGCUUCAUUGGCCCCUUGACCAUUGCUCCGACCAUCUCCCUGGUGGCCCUGCCUCUCUUCAGUUCUGCGGGCAAUAAUGCCGGGACCCACUGGGGGGUUGCUGCCAUGACCAUCUUCCUCAUCGUGCUGUUUUCUCAGUACCUGAAAAAUGUCGCGGUGCCCAUGCCCAUUUAUGGACGAGAGAAGAAGCUUCACACCUCUAAGUUCUACCUGUUUCAGGUCUUCCCUGUGCUGCUGUCGCUCUGCAUCUCAUGGCUCCUCUGCUUCGUGCUCACAGUCACCAAUGCCCUCCCCAAGGACCCCACAGCCUAUGGGUACCAGGCCCGCACCGACACCAAAGCCAACGUCCUCAGCCAGGCGCCUUGGUUUCGCUUUCCUUACCCAGGACAGUGGGGCCUGCCCACCAUCAGCCCGGCUGGGGUCUUUGGGAUCAUGGCAGGGGUGAUCUCCUCGAUGGUGGAGUCAGUAGGCGAUUAUUAUGCCUGUGCCCGGCUGGUGGGGGCCCCACCCCCUCCGAAGCAUGCCAUCAACCGUGGCAUCGGCAUUGAGGGCCUUGGCUGCCUGCUGGCAGGGGCGUGGGGGUCAGGGAACGGCACCACCUCCUACAGUGAGAAUGUCGGGGCUCUGGGGAUCACCAAGGUGGGGAGCAGAAUGGUGAUUGUUGCUGCAGGCUGUGUGCUGCUCCUGAUGGGAGUAUUUGGGAAGAUUGGGGCUGCAUUUGCAACUAUCCCAACACCUGUGAUCGGAGGCAUGUUCCUGGUGAUGUUCGGGGUCAUCGCUGCUGUGGGAAUUUCCAAUCUGCAGUACGUGGACAUGAACUCAUCCAGGAACAUUUUUGUCUUUGGCUUCUCCAUCUUCUGUGGGCUUGCCGUUCCCAACUGGGUGAACAAGAACAGUGAGAAGCUCCAAACAGGGAUUCUCCAACUGGACCAGGUCAUCCAGGUGCUGCUGACCACGGACAUGUUUGUAGGCGGAUUUCUGGGCUUUCUACUGGACAACACCAUCCCAGGAAGUCUGGAGGAGAGAGGCCUCCUGACAUGGGAUCAAAUCCAUGAGGAGUCUGAGGAGACUGCGAAGGUGUCAGAGGUCUACGGCCUCCCCUGUGGGAUUGGCACAAAGUUCUGCACUUCCUCCUAUACCCGGUACCUCCCCUUCUGGCCCAAACUGGAACAUCGUGGGAGAGCUGAGGUGGGAGCGUGCCAGCUUACCCUCUACUCCCAGGAUUCCUCAGGAGAGUGCCUCAAAGUUGCCACAGAAACCAAGAUGUAAGGAGAACUCUCUGCACUGUGGGUUGGAAUGUAAAUUGGUAAAACCACAAUGGAAAACAGUAUGGAGGAUCCUCAAAAAUUUAAAAAUAGCCACAUGACCCAGCAAUUCCACUUCUGGGUAUUUAUCUGAGGAAAAUAAGAACACUAAU